AUGAUUCACAACCUUCUGGUAGUCGCCCUCUUCGCCGGAGCGGCAUUCGGUCAGGACUUGUCUUACAGCGAGCCCUACUAUCCUUCGCCUCGCACGGAUGGCUCUGGAGACUGGGCUGCGGCCUACGUCAAGGCCCGCGAGUUCGUCGGUGCCCUCACCCUGCCCGAGAAGGUCAAUCUCACCACCGGUACUGGAUGGUCUAUGGAUGCCUGCGUUGGCAAUGUUGGAACAAUCCCCCGCAUUGGCUUUGCUUCGAUAUGUCUCCAGGACUCUCCCCUCGGAAUCCGAUUCGGCACCUAUUCCUCCGCUUUCCCCGCGGGAAUGAACGCCGCCAUGACUUGGGACCGCAAGCUCAUGUACGAGCGCGGAUACGCCAUGGGUGAGGAGUUCAAAGGAAAGGGUAUCAACGUUGCUCUGGGCCCUGUGGCGGGACCUCUUGGACGUCACCCCGAAGGUGGACGUAACUGGGAGGGAUUCUCUUCGGACCCGGUCUUGACCGGUGUUGGCAUGAUGGAGACCAUCAAGGGAAUGCAGGAUGCGGGUGUUGUGGCCACAGCCAAGCACUUCAUCGGCAACGAGCAGGAACAUUUCAGACAGCGUGGAGAGUGGAACCAGUGGGGCUUCGACAUCGAUCAGGCCAUCUCCGCCAAUGUCGACGACAGAGCUAUGCAUGAGCUCUACGGAUGGCCGUUCGCCGACGCUGUUCGUGCCAAUGUUGGAGCCAUCAUGUGCUCGUACCAGCAGGUCAACAACAGCUACGGUUGCCAGAACAGCAAAUUGCUCAAUGGACUCCUGAAGGACGAGAUGGACUUCCAGGGUUUCGUCAUGUCUGAUUGGCAGGCUCAGCACGCCGGUGUCGAUGCUGCUCUUGCAGGUCUCGACAUGAGCAUGCCUGGAGACACCGUCUUCAACUCUGGUGUAUCUUACUGGGGUGGCAACCUCACUCGUGCCGUGCUCAACGGAACCGUCCCUGAAUGGAGGCUCGACGACAUGGCUACCCGUAUCAUGGCAGCCUACUUCCUCGUUGGCCAGGACCCCGAGACUUACCCCGAGACCAACUUCAACUCUUGGACCACCGACGAGUACGGUUACAAGGCCUUCGCCCCCAAGGCAAACUACGGACUCGUCAACCAGGAUGUCGAUGUCCGUGGCGACCACUACAAGAACAUCCGCGAAGUUGCUGCCAAGUCCAAUGUUCUCCUCAAGAACGUCGACGGUGCCCUUCCCCUCCGCAAGCUCAAGCAGAUCGGUAUCUUCGGAUCCGACGCCGGCGAGGCCCAGUACGGCCCCAACGGUUGCAACGACCGUGGCUGCCACAACGGAACCCUCGCCAUGGGCUGGGGAUCCGGAACCGCCAGCUUCCCCUACCUCAUCACUCCCCUCGAGGCCAUCAAGCGCCGGGCCAUCAAGCAGGGCACCGUCGUUCAGUCCGUUCUCAAUGACUACGCAUACGCUCAGAUCAAUGCCACCGCCAAGGUCGCCUCGGCGUGCUUGGUCUUUGUCGCUGCAGACGCCGGAGAGGGCUACCUCGAGCAGGACGGAAACCUCGGUGACAGGAAGAACCUUACCCUCUGGAACGCCGGAGAUGCUCUGAUCAACACUGUUGCGUCCAACUGCAACAACACCAUCGUUGUCGUCCAUGCCGUCGGUGUUGUUCUCUACGAGGAGUUCAUCGACCACCCCAACGUUACCGCUGUCAUUUUCGCUGGUCUUCCCGGCCAAGAGUCCGGUGAUGCCAUCGUCGAUGUUCUCUACGGUGAUGUGAACCCCUCCGGAAAGCUCCCUUUUACUGUCGGCAAGAAGUCUGAGGACUACGGCGUCGAGCCCAUGUACAAGCCCACCACUCGCACCCCCCAGCAGGACUUCUCCGAGGGUCUCUUCAUCGACUACCGUCACUUCGACAAGAACGACAUCGAGCCCCGCUUCGAGUUCGGUUUCGGUAUGAGCUACACCACCUUCAACUACUCUCGCCUCAGCAUCAAGAAGGUCGGCGAAGUCUCCGCCUACACUCCCAUGACCGGCAAAACCGACGCUGUGACCAAGCCCGCCACCGACUUUGUCGUCGAGGACUACCUUCCCCCGGCGGACUUUGAGUCCUACCGUCUUGAGAAGUUCAUCUACCCCUACAUCAACUCGACCGCCGACGUCAUCGUCAACAGCACCUACGACAUGCCCGAGGGCGCCUACGACAUCACCCCGCAGCCGAUCCCGGCCGCCGGUGGUGCGCCCGGUGGUAACCCCUCGCUGUACGAGACCGUGUACAAGGUCUCGGUUGUCAUCACCAACACCGGUAGCUGUGCCGGUGAGGAGGUCGCCCAGCUGUACCUCGAGACCGGUCUUGCAGACGACCCCAUCCGCGUCCUGCGUGGAUUCGAGAAGGUCGCCCUCAAGAAGGGAGAGAGCAAGACUGUCACCAUGACCCUCGCCCGGAGGGACGUCAUGAGGUGGGACGUCGUCAGCCAGGACUGGGUCGUCACCGAGGGCGUCAAGACUGUCAAGGUCGGCGCUAGCUCCAGGAACCUUCCCUUGUCUGGUACCCUCCAGUAG
Tricharina praecox is the source of this 2547-nucleotide messenger RNA. RefSeq names its product beta-glucosidase. The record is from RefSeq and is a predicted model, not a curated record. Gene Ontology annotation, biological process: glucan catabolic process. Lineage: Eukaryota; Fungi; Ascomycota; Pezizomycetes; Pezizales; Pyronemataceae. Bases 1 to 2547 code for a protein of 848 amino acids. The transcript has 5 exons. Gene Ontology annotation, molecular function: beta-glucosidase activity.